Messenger RNA from Symbiodinium sp. CCMP2592, 999 nucleotides. The record is from the annotation of a GenBank genome assembly. Lineage: Eukaryota; Dinophyceae; Suessiales; Symbiodiniaceae.
AUGACCGGGCCAAGUUGCUGCUCUUUCCCCUCAUUUCCGCUGUUCAGAUCAGCAUCACGUGCUGGUUCAAGCCCUUCUCCAACGAGCAAGCAGAGCCUUGGACCUCGAUGCCAAGGCUCUUGGAUUUUCUGGAGGUGCUGCUCUUGGCGUCUCGCUUCGUCUUCUUCACUGCAGCUUAUGGCUUUCACGCUCGCGGCCGUGAUCCUCGCUGUUUUCCUGUACUUCGCUGUGCAUGCGGUGGCGCAGUUCCUCCGUGAUCUUUCUCACAGAUUGGGUGAGGAAGAGGAAGUGCCGGAGGGAACGGACUUUGCGCGCGUCCUCGGGAGGCUUCAGCGGCCCUUGCGCGCCUGCAAACGCUUCACCGUGGACUACGUUGUUCCCUUGCUCCAGCAAGAUGACGACGACGAGCAGUUCAUUGUGGAGUGGUCGUGCUUCCAUGAUAAGGUGGUCUUCAACCCACCGUCCGCAAACGGGCGCUACUUCAAUCCCAGAUGCGAGUAUGUGUGGCGCAUGUGGAAGCGCACGAGAGCCGUGGUGCUACGCGUCGGCAGCUCCUACCAAGAACAGAUGAUGGCAAAGGCCUUUGAAGGAUUCGUCCAGAUGUGGGUCUGCCAAUUCCAUCAGCGAGAGCUCCCGCCGGUGCAGACGAUCCUGUGUGUGUUGGCGAGCACUCGCGCUGGUGUGGCAGAAAAGAUCAAGCCAGAAGAGCUCUCAUCCAUCUCUAUCCAACAGGUCCAGCGCUUCUGCGACCUCUCCGACCCAGGCGGUCCUCAAGGACUGGCGCGCUUCUCUCUCGACGAGUUUGGAAGAGCAUUGCGUCGGCUUGGCAUGAUGCCCGCGGCGGAUGCAGUCGGACUCGUUCAGGAGGUUUGCAGGCUCGUGGAAGAGACGCGGGCAUCGAAGACCGGUGUUUAUGCGGCAAAGGCAAGUGGUGAGGCAUCGAGCGCUGAACACUUGACAGACAAAGAUUUCUGUCUCGAGGAUUUGGUGGAGCUCUAG